UCAGUGGGACACCAGGGAAGCGUUGAGUACACUGCGCAACAAGCACACUGAAGCUGCAGGCUGUAACAGGCUCACGCAGGUACAAUCAUUAUGGCCGUCGGAACGAAGACUGUGGUCAUAGUCCUUGUUGGUGGCGCCUUGCUUGCUGCCGUAAUUCUAUAUAGUGCUCAGGAUAGGAUUGGAGAAACAGGAAAUACCAUCAUGCAGAUGAUUUCAAGUAAAGCGAAAGACAAUCAGAUGCACCCUAAUGAUGACAAGGAAUUUUUAAAGAUUACGGAGUGGUGGCAGGCUUCUUCCAUCUUGAAGUGGGACUGGGAGAAACCCCCGGAGUACACGUGCAGUAAGAUUGAGAAGAGGGGCAACUGGUACAUAUGUAACGACACAACUUUUGAGGUCAAGCCGCCAUGUCUUGUCUAUUCCUUUGGGAUUUGGACUGACUGGUCGUUUGAUGAUGCAAUGGGAGCUAUUGGCUGUGAAGUUCAUUCUUUUGACCCAAGUAUUGGAAAGAAGUCCUUCAACAGAAGCAACAACGUCCACUUCCAUGACCUGGGCCUCUCGGGGAAUGACAGGGACACGUAUGUUCCUACUAAGGACAUAUACGUCAAAGAGACAACCACAUGGAAGAUCAGACGCCUCAAGACUAUCAUGGAGAUGCUUGGACAUACAAAUAGACACCUUGAUGUUCUGAAAAUUGACAUUGAAACAAGUGAAUGGCCGGCAGUGAAGGACAUGGCGGCAUCUGUAAUGUUCUCCAAAGUCAAACAGUUUGCUGUUGAGUGGCAUCUGUUUCCAACAUAUCCAAGCAGAUCGGAAUACGUUGGCAUUUAUACAGGUGUCAUGGCCAUGAAGAAGCAAGGAUUACGAACAUUUAGAGCCGAUUUUCACAAUAGAAAUUAUGCAGAAAAGACGUUCCGUUUCCAGGCAGAUGUCAACUACGUUAAUACAUUAUAUAAAGGCAUGUAACACUGUACUGUAUUUGAAUGUCACAUCCCUUUCUCAUAUGCAUAUGUUUUAGCUACAGCUUACUGAAUUCGCUAUCAGGAGUAUUAGUUCAAACGUUCCUGUUAUAGAGUACAUUUGAUGAAAUAAUAUCAAAUAAUACCCCCCCCAACACACACACACACACGUGCAUGCACGUCGUUAUAUAAGUGCAAUGAUCUUGGACGCGACGUUAAAACCAAUGUCGCCUCACCCCAUAAACUGACUAUAUAUUCAGAACUUAAUAAAUGACACAGCUAUGUUGAAUAGCAAUCGCAUUGAAAUCUUUUUAGAGAUAUUUGUACUUUUGAGAUACAAUUUCAUCAAAAUGAAACGUGUACAUUAUUAUCUGUUAAAUCUGUAAGACCCUUAUCACAUACCUAGCUUUGCCUUGUUGACAAACUCCCUGAUGUCCAUUGGCCGGGAGUCGGAGGAGGCUUUGACUUGGGCUGGCACCAUUCGGAAAUCUAUUUAUGAGGCAACGUCAAAUUGCUGGUAACGUGUCGCUAAGCUGAACACGAUAUUCGAGUUUUAUUUCACCAAGCAUACAGCAGCGGACAUGUGCAGAUACGAGUAUGCCCAUUUCUUCUUAUCUAUCAUAAUGUUAGGUCUUUGAAAGGCAUCUAGAAGAGAUUCACAUAAGGAAGAGAAUAUAUGGAUGUCAACUUCUUUAUUAGGAAUAAAAGAAGUGCUAGUCGAAAUGCAUUGUGGGUCAAUUACCCAAGGCACUGUGGGUAGUAUUGUUUGAUAGAUUAAUAUGUUAGUGAUAAAGCAUAAUGUUAAUGGGCCAUAUUAAUUGCGGUGCUUGCUUGACACGUGGUAGUUACGCUGAACCUGUGGACUGUGGUAAGAUAGCCUCAGAGAGCAUGGUAAUGAAAAUAUACACACGGUGGAGACCUGUGCAAACACUAAGUUGAAAGCCAGCAUGGUGCACGGAAAGUAACUGUGGCUUGAAGAUUUAUGGAUGUUAAAAAACGGAGAUAGCCUAUACGUGCCGGAAGGAGGACUGAUUGUCGCUGACCCUGGGGCUAAGUAACACGCCGGGUACUUAAAGAUUUCUUUCUUCUUCUUUUUUUGGGGGGGUGGGGGGAGAAUGUUUUGAGGCCCAGGAGAAUGAAUGUUAAUACUGACUGAAUGUCCCCCCUUCUCUCCAUUUAAUUGAGGUAGGACCUUUUCAGCUGGUAUGAAUAACUAAAACAUGGUCAGUAACUGAA
Messenger RNA from Haliotis rufescens (red abalone), 2192 nucleotides. RefSeq names its product probable methyltransferase-like protein 24. The record is from RefSeq and is a predicted model, not a curated record. The transcript is spliced from 6 exons. Bases 91 to 963 code for a protein of 290 amino acids. NCBI's taxonomy places the organism in Eukaryota, Metazoa, Mollusca, Gastropoda, Lepetellida, Haliotidae.